Messenger RNA from Symbiodinium pilosum, 723 nucleotides. The record is from the annotation of a GenBank genome assembly. Lineage: Eukaryota; Dinophyceae; Suessiales; Symbiodiniaceae.
AUGGCGGUGCGUGCAUCUUUUGAGAACAGUAACGAGGUAGGUGUUUUCGCACGUCUCACGAACGCUUACUGCCUGGUUGCCCUGGGUGGAUCAGAGAAUUUCUAUAGCGUGUUCGAGGCAGAACUGUCGAAGCACAUUCCGGUGGUGCAUGCCACAAUCGGAGGAACCAGGAUCUGUGGAAGGGUCACAGUUGGCAAUCGCCAUGGCCUUCUAGUGCCAAGCAUCACGACAGAUCAGGAGUUGGCACAUCUUAGAAAUCAUCUUCCAGAGGGAAUCCGAGUCCAGAAAGUUGAGGAGCGUUUGUCAGCACUCGGAAAUUGCAUCGCGUGCAAUGACUACGUAGCACUUGUGCACACUGAUCUGGAUCGAGAGACCGAAGAAGUGAUUGCAGAUACUCUCAAGGUUGACGUUUUCCGGGCAACCGUUGCGCAGAACGUCCUUGUAGGCAGCUACUGUGUCCUGACCAAUCAGGGCGGCCUUGUACAUGCCCGGACGCCGAUGCAAGACAUGGAGGAGCUCUCCCAACUCAUUCAGGUGCCCUUGACCGCUGGCACAGUGAAUCGCGGGUCUGACAUCAUUGGUGCUGGAGUAGUUGCCAACGAUUGGGCUGCCUUUUGUGGCAUGGACACGACGGCCACAGAGAUUGGGGUACUGGAGAGCAUCUUCAAGCUGCAGAGUGCAGGUGCAGGCAUGCAGAGUGCUCUCAUCGACACCAUUAUGUGA